GAAGUCCAGUGUAGAGGACCACAGCUGAGCAGACGCCCCCCUAACAGCCCUCAUACAGGACUGCAGCAGGACUUCAAACAUCUGGUCAGGAUGAAGAGGAAUCCACAGGAAGAAAUUGAGGAAAUGGAAGAAGAAGAUAACUAUGUUAAUGCUCCGGCCUGGACUGUGGAUGAAGUGGCAGCCCCACCAGACCAGAGGUCUCUCUUCUUCUCUCGGUCUUCUCCACUGAUAGCAGUGUGUUGGCUGAUACUGUUAGUCAUCAUGGGCCUUCGGAUCUACUUUGGUAUUGUCUUAGAAAGCAAGAUCACCAACCUGACAACACCAAACCAGCAGCUGGAGACCCAGAGGAACAACUUAACAAAACAAAUACAAGACCUGGAGACAAACUGGAAUAAACUCAACGUCAGUCGAGCUCAGUGGAGCAUUGAUGCCUACUGCCCCAAAGAUAAAGAGAGACAGUGUACAGCUUGUCAGAAGGGCUGGGGACUCAGAGACUCUAACUGCUAUGCGUAUUUUGACGCUGCUCCUCCUAAUCAGAAAACCUGGGAAGAAGCUCGACAAAACUGCAGAGGAAGGAGUUCAGAUUUGGUUGUUGUACAAAGUCAAACGGAUCAGGAUAUACUCAAUGCAGUCAGCUCAGGUAGUUCAGGAACUGCUGGAUACUGGUUUGGUCUGAGAGCUGAAGGAGGGAGAUGGAAGUGGAUUGAUGGAAGUGAUCUGACUGAAAGCUACUGGACACCACAGCCUCCUCCUCCUGCUACUGACGGUCAGUGUGUAAUGUCUGUCCAGACCGAUAACUGGAUAUCAGUGAGCUGUGGUGAGAAAAAAAGAUGGAUCUGCAAAAUGAAGGCUUUAUCUGUUUAAACACAGCAGUCAGACUCUGCAUGAUAAUAUCAACUGGCUUAUAAAUA
Molecule: messenger RNA, 911 nt
Organism: Etheostoma spectabile (orangethroat darter)
Lineage: Eukaryota; Metazoa; Chordata; Actinopteri; Perciformes; Percidae
Product: C-type lectin domain family 10 member A-like
Exons: 7
Coding region: 91-864 (257 amino acids)
Source: RefSeq, a predicted model, not a curated record